This is a messenger RNA of Chanos chanos (milkfish), 1575 nucleotides long. It is a transcript of the gene hspbp1, whose product is annotated as HSPA (heat shock 70kDa) binding protein, cytoplasmic cochaperone 1. The transcript has 8 exons. Gene Ontology annotation, cellular component: endoplasmic reticulum. Gene Ontology annotation, molecular function: protein binding; adenyl-nucleotide exchange factor activity. The record is from RefSeq and is a predicted model, not a curated record. Bases 154 to 1155 code for a protein of 333 amino acids. Lineage: Eukaryota; Metazoa; Chordata; Actinopteri; Gonorynchiformes; Chanidae.
GUGAAUUUUCCCAGUGAAGUCUGGAAUAUUCCGGAGAAAUCGACAAACUUUUAAACUGAGAGUAUAAAGCGAGCCGAAACAGAAAGGAGAAAAAUAGGAGAGACACAUUUGCUGUUCAAAAACUUGUUUGAAGCCGGACGGAACGUAAAGAGGAUGGGCGAGGACAGACGUCACCCCCGUGGCCUGGAGGGUGUGCUGAGGUUGGCAGUGGAGGCUGGUUCUGCGUCUGAGGGGCCAGGACUCCAGGAACCCAUGUCAGAUGAAAGGAGGGCGUUCUUGCAGGCGGCGCUGGCGGAGGUGUGUAAAGGGCAGAUGGAUGAGGUGGAGCAGAUGAAAGAGUGUCUGGCCGUACUGAUGAAGGAUAGAGAGAGUGAGGAAGAGGAAGACGAGGAAGAUGGAAAAGAGGCUGCACUAGAGCUGCUGUCUGACCUCUGUGAAAACCUGGAUAAUGCCAGAGACCUGAUGAAGCUUGGUGGGCUGGAGCUUUGUGUAUCUCGUUGUUUGUGCCAUCCUGAAGCUGGCAUGCGGUGGCGUGCCGCCCAGCUUAUUGCCAGCUGUGCCCAGAAUAUGCCUGAAGUGCAGUGUCACUUACUGAACCAGGGGGCGCUACACACCCUCCUUCAGCUCACUGACAACGACACACACUCCACAGUCAGAGUCAAAGCCCUCUACGCUGUCUCCUGUUUGGUGCGCGAGCAGGAAGUGGGUUUGCGUGACUUCCUGUCUAAAGAUGGUUUCUCUGUGUUGAUGAGGGCAAUCCAGUCAGACUGUGAAAAACUCCAGACGAAAGCAGCCUUCCUGCUGCUCAACCUUCUCACCAGUCACCCCGAACACAAAGACACCGUGCUGUCCAUGGGGAUGGUGGAGCAGUUGGUCUCUGUUCUUCGUUCUCCUCACUCGUCUGUCCAUGAACAUGUGCUUGGCGCCCUCUGCUGUCUGGUGGAGGACAGUGCACAGGCUGUGAGCGAUUGCAGAGCGCCCUCUCUUGGUCUGGAGGAACUGCUAAACCAGAGAAUUCAGGAGCUGAGGGGCAGAGAGGAGAGCCAGAGUUUGAGUUUUGUGAGCGUUUGCGUACGACGUGUUUCCGGCCUCAUCAUGUGGAAGACAAUGGCAUGGAUCGCUGAGUCUCUGCUGAUUGGCUGUCCUGCCGUGUAGUGACUGCUGACUGGCUGUCCUGCCGUGCAGUGCCUGCUGAUUGGCUGUCCUGCCGUGCAGUGUCUGCUGAUUGGCUGUCCUGCCGUGUAGUGACUGCUGACUGGCUGUCCUGCCGUGCAGUGCCUGCUGAUUGGCUGUCCUGCUGUGCAGUGACAGGCCAGGCCCUGGACAUUUUGACCAUGUUGAGAUUUUAAUGUGUGUGUGUGAGAGAGAGCUUGGAGAGAAGGAUAUUAGACUCUGAAUUGACUUUGCAGAGACACACUUGUAUACAGAUCAAAGUUCCUUUCUCUCUUUCUCUCUCUCACUCUCACACACACACAAACACACACUCACAGUUUGUAUCAGUUACUCUUGUAUUUUAUUGUACUUUGCCAAGAUAUGUUCAUGACCAGGACAUUUCUUAUGAUAAACAUGUAGAAC